AUGACAAUGCCUAUAUUGCUAGCAUUGCUGAUUUCUCUCUUGGCAUCUGAUAGAUCCCAUGCCCAGACAAGCUCAACUAUAGUCAAAUCAUCGUCAUCCCUGACUUAUUUAGUGGACACUACAGGGUCAAUGUAUGAUGAUCUCCAGCAGUUAAAAUUGGUGAAUGAUUGGCUUCUUGAUAGCAUAACAGCACGAUUCCCAUAUGGAGUACGGCAGUAUACAAUGGUUGAGUUCAAUGACCCAACAUUUGGCCCAGUAAGGAAAACAAGCUCAAUAGAUGAGUUUAAAGCUUUUUUCAAUAAUCUCUAUGCCUACGAUGGAGGCGACUGCCCAGAAUUAGCAAUGAAUGGGCUCAAAUUGGCUUUAGAGAAUUCCCCACCUGGAUCUUUCAUUCUAGUGCUCACAGAUGCAUCUUCUAAAGAUUACACUAAUACUGCCCUUCUCAACAACAUACGUUCACUUAUAAAUGCCAAACAGUCACAGGUUGUCUUUUUAAUAACUGGGCUUUGUGCAGGUUUAAAUGACCCAGCGUUCCUCAUUUAUAGAGAUAUUGCUUCUCUGAGUUAUGGUCAUGUCUUUCAAAUUGGCCUCUCAGAUCUGGGCAAGGUUUUUAAUUAUCUGGACUUCACUUUAUCAAGACCUGAUAACAGUACAGUAAAAGUUUUUUACCAAUACUAUAAUGGCAUAAAUCAUUGCGAUAACUUUACAGUAACACAUAAUUUCACAACCUUACUGGUGAUCACCGAUGGACCAAUUACUUCAAUAAGAAUUCUGGGACCUGGCUCGAGAGAUCCAAAUCCCAAGACAAUUGUGUCUGAAAUCUGGGGUUCAUUGUAUGAAAUGAACAAACCUGCACAAGGAGCAUGGACAUUAUGUAUUACUUCAAGCAGUCCUCAUGCCAUUCAGGUGGAGGGAUUAACAGUUACCAACACAUCAGUAACUGAACACUGCUCAGACUGUCACCCAAAUGCUAAAUGUGACGUGUAUUCUGACUUCUACCAAUGUACCUGUGAUGAAGGAUAUGUUGGAGAUGGCUUCUCAUGCUCCGAUAUUGAUGAAUGCGCCUAUUCCUGGUUAUACAACUGUUCUUAUGGAUAUUGUGAAAAUACUAAUGGCUCCUAUGACUGUGUGUGUCCUGCUGGCUACACAAAAGGAGCAGGAAAUAAUUGUGUUGACAUUAAUGAGUGUUCUAGCCCAGACCUAAAUAAAUGCCAUUCCUCAGCAACUUGCAUUAAUUAUGUAGGAACUUACACAUGUCAGUGUCCACCUGGAGUCUAUGGUGAUGGAAAAAACUGUGAAAUUGAUCCAUGCACUAGAGGAGUGUGUGGCAAUAAUAAUGAAUGCACGACAGAUGGCAGGUCCUACUCUUGUUCUGAUCCAUGUGUCAGUCACACUGUUCUUGAUGAACCCUGGAGAAGCACGGCCAAUGCACAAUCUGUAGAUUUCAAAUGUGACACUGACAAAAUGGGCUGGUAUCGUUUCAAUGGAAGUGGAGGAAUACGCAUGCCGGAAACCUGUGUCGCACCUGGCAGUUGUAACACCAAUGCCCCUAUGUGGUUAAAUGGAUCACAUCCCACUCCAACUGAUGGUAUUGUCAAUCUCAAAAUCUGUGCCCACUGGUCUGGAGAUUGCUGCUUGUGGUCAACAACUAUACAGGUCAAGACUUGUCCUGGUGGAUACCAUCUUUAUAAACUGAAUAGAACCCCAGCCUGCUCCUUAGCAUAUUGCACAGAUCCCACUUCACUCAAUGAUGACUGCUUAUGCACAGAUGAUGAACAAUGCAGAUUUGUGUCUGGAUCCUAUGGGUGCUACUGCAAGGACAAUCGGACUAUAUCUGCUUUCACCGACUUAAAACCAACCGUGAGCUGUGGAUUGAAAAACAUGAUCACGUCUUUCCGCAAAUGUGAGCUGAGGGCUCUAAAAAUUGAUGUCAAGAAUAUAGUGGUUACAAACAGCGAUUGCUUCAAUGUUUCUAAUAAUAAUACUACCAACACAUAUUCGGUUCUGGCCCCUCUGCAAGAAGGAAAAUGUGGGAUGAAGUUGACUGUAAGUGAUGCUCACACUGUGUAUUGUUUCAUGGGGUACUCACGAUUGCCAUUUCUGUUUCAGACAAAUACAACCCACGCCUCUUAUGUAAACAGUUUUGAAUUUAUCAUUGUACUUCCUGGUAACGUUGUUAGAGAUAAGCUGAUAACGACUUCAACUUGUGUUUACCCACUUGAUAUGAGACAUAGCCUUUUUACUGCCCUGAAUCCAAUUAUCAGCACUGUAAAUCUUUACAUUUCUGACACUGGAGAGUUUAAGGCUUACAUGGGCAUUUACAAGAACGACGACUAUAAAAAUCCAUACGAAGGAACCCAAGUUGACAUAUACACCAAAACUGUGAUAUAUAUUGGAGUGUUCCUUGAUGGGCCGGAUACAUCUCAGUAUGCUAUGGUACUGAAAAACUGCUAUGCUACUCCAUCAAGCAAUGCAGAUGAUUCCACAAAGUAUUAUAUCAUCCAAAACAGCUGUCCAAGCGUAAUUGAUGACACCGUCAAUGUAGCAGAGAAUGGCUUAUCUAGCCAAGCACGGUUCUCUUUUCAAAUGUUUGCAUUUCUCGGAGAUGUUAGCCAAGUCUACCUGCACUGUGAGAUCUAUGUGUGUGACAAUAAGGCCACAACGUGCUUGCCUCGACAACUGGGAGGAAGGCAUUCAAAAAGAGGCUGUGAUCUUAUAAAUGAGGAUAUGCUUGAUCUAGAUAAAAGCAGUAAAAAGGAGAAAUCCCUCAACACUCGGCUAUCAAUUCAGCUCCUUCUCCUACUCCUAAACCCUCAUCUGCAGCUAAUGGUAAAACUAGCUUAUUCAGCUCCUUCUCCUAUUCCUAAACCAUCAUCUGCAGCUCAUGCCAAGAAGUAUUUCUGCAAUGGAUGGGAACCAGUAUGGGUACAUGCUUUGCACCCCAAUAUGCCAACCACUUCAUGGCAAAACAAGAAGAAGAUUUCCUCUCCACCUGCAACACCAAGCCUUUGA
This is a messenger RNA of Xenopus laevis (African clawed frog), 3012 nucleotides long. RefSeq names its product uromodulin-like. The transcript has 17 exons. The record is from RefSeq and is a predicted model, not a curated record. The coding region runs from base 1 to 3012 and encodes 1003 amino acids. NCBI's taxonomy places the organism in Eukaryota, Metazoa, Chordata, Amphibia, Anura, Pipidae.